CUCCUCCCCCUCUGUCUCUGCAGUGAGGUCACGGGUGGGCGGUGCGUCAGCAGCGGCUUCUGCUUCACUGUUGGGGACAGCCCGAGUGCCCGACUGUGAUGUACGAUUCUGUGAAAAGAUGGGCAGAUAUGUGAAUUAUUAGCCCAAGAAGUUAAUCUUGCUGAUGGCUGCAAACUUGUUUUCAUUAUUAAAUCUUGUCAUUGGGACAUUAGCAUUCACAAUGGUCACCCAAAUAUAUAUAGCUGCAACCAGCACUCUGGGAUCAUCUUCCAGUUGGGCGUUUACUGGUGAACUAACUUUCACGCUAUUGGAGGUGGAAAACUUCAUUACACAGUGAAUCCAGAAUUUUGUCUAUGAUACUGGAAAUCCACUAUUUAAUGCUCCAGUCCCUCUAACUUCUAGAAGUGUAGCUUUGAAAUCAACAUGUCUCAGGCUGUGAAGACAUCAGCAGUUGAGUGUUUUUAUGUUCAGUUGAAAGAAAAUAUGAAGAGUCUGCAUGUCUCUAGAAAUGGAAAUCUCCUUCAAAGCUAGACUUUGUACCAAAUCACAGUUUUCUAUUGGAUUAAAUCACUGGAUUGUUUUCAAGACCGGUGAUUUAAGGGUUUGAGCAAAAACUUUUUGUAUGUGCAUUAAGGUGUACAUUUAUAUUAGUCAAUUUAAAAGAAGUGCUUUUAAAUGACAGAGUUUUGUGGGUAAUUUCUUUAAAGGCUAUGAUAUUAAACGUGAAGUGUUGAAAAUACCAAUUUUGGUAUCUUAUUAAAUGUUUACUGCAAUGAAAGUAGCCAUACUGGUUGUGCAACUGAAAUAACUAGAAACUGAGAUCUGAAAGAGCUAACUGUGAUCAAAUUUCAGGUUCACCUAUUUAAAAUUUAGCUAUGGAAGCUUCACAGACAAAUUUCCCCCUAGGCCAUCAGUCAAAGCAAAAAGGAACUGUAGCACAAGAAGAUGGCAGCCCUCCAGCAAAAAAAGCAAUGACAGAAAUGCAUCUAAAGGAUAAAGUACUAACUAUGGUAAAUAAAUUGUCAACAAUUAAGAAGGAGCACUUGGAUGAAUGUGAAGAAAAUCUUAUGGAGAACAGAGAGGAAGAUGCCAAACCAAAUGUUGCUGCAGCAUCUGAGUCUUUGAACUUAAAUCCUGGGUUGAAACAUACACUGGCACAGUUCCACUUAAGCAGUCAGAGUUCACUGGGUGGACCAGCAGCAUUUUCUGCUCGCCAUUCCCAAGAAAGCACAUCUUCUGUCUUUGUACCUCUGCCAUCACCCCAGAUCCUUCCUGGUCCAUUGCUUGUUCCUUCAGACAGCUCUACAGAGCUGACUCAGACUUUAUUGGAAGGGGAGUCCAUAUCUUGUUUUAAAGUCGGAGGAGAAAAGAGACUUUGCCUGCCUCAAGUUUUGAAUUCUGUGCUCCGUGACUUUUCUCUACAGCAAAUUAACACCGUGUGUGAUGAGCUUUACAUCUAUUGCUCUAGGUGCACUUCUGACCAGCUUCACAUCUUAAAAGUUUUGGGAAUCCUUCCAUUUAAUGCUCCAUCUUGUGGGCUGAUCACGCUGACUGAUGCUCAGAGACUAUGCAAUGCAUUGCUGCGCCCUCGCACUUUCCCUCAAAAUGGCAGCCUGCUUCAUGCUAAAAGUUCACUAGCCCAACUAAAAGAGACUGGCAGUACCUUUGAAGUAGAGCAUGAAUGCCUGGGCAAGUGCCAGGGUUUAUUUGCUCCUCAGUUUUAUCUUCAGCCAGAUUCUCCAUGUAUCCAGUGUUCGGAGUGCUAUGGGAUGUUUUCACCCCAAACAUUUGUGAUGCAUUCUCAUCGAUCCCCUGAUAAGAGGACCUGUCAUUGGGGCUUUGAAUCUGCCAAAUGGCAUUGCUAUCUUCAUAUUAACCAAAAAUAUCUAGGAACCCCAGAAGAGAGAAAUUUGAAGCAUCUCUUGGAAGAAAUGAAGGAAAAAUUUAGCAUGAAAAGUCAGAAAAUAACCCAGUCUAAAGCAGAUUCUCAGUAUAACCUAGAAUUCCAAGAAUGGUAUCCAGUUAUAAAGCAAGAAGCAGAUUCUAUUAAUCAGCCACAUUCAUUCAUGCAUCCCAGCUACUACUUUUACAUGUGUGAUAAAAUGGUUGCUCCCAAUGUGUCCCUUACCUCUUCUGUACAACAAUGCAAAGAAGCCACAAAAACAGUGGAGAAGAUUUCAGAGGUAAUUAAAUCUCUACCUGGACAGUUAGUGAAGCAACACAGUGGUGGCAAACGCAAAAAACCCAUCUUCUAUCAAGAUCUCUCUCUUGAAGUACAAGAGAAAGUUGACUUGAAACUUAGCACAGAGGUGUGUGCUAGCAUAGAGCAGCCUCUAUCCAUUAAGCCUGCAAACAGAAGGAAAGCUGAACAGGUCUCUUCCAAAGUAACUAUGGAAGAUGAAGUAGAAGUAAGCGCUGGUGCACAAACCUCAUCUCAAACUCUUACCAGUGGUAUUGGUUGUGAUGAUGACAAAGGGAAAAUGAUGGAAGAAGUAAUGAAAACUUAUAUAAAACAGCAAGAAAAGCUACAUACAAUUUUGCAAAAGAAGCAGCAUCUUCAGAUGGAAGUAGAAAUGUUAAAUAGUUCAAAAGCCAUGAAGGAGUUAACAGAAGAGCAGCAGAACUUACAGAAAGAACUUGAAUCUUUGCAGACUGAGCAUGCUCAAAGAAUGCAAGAGUUUUAUGUUGAGCAAAGGGACUUGGAGAAGAAGUUAGAGCAGGUAAUAAAGCAAAAAUGUACCUGUGAUUCUAACUUGGAAAAGGACAAAGAAGCAGAGUAUGCAGCUCAGUUGGCAGAGCUGAGACAAAGACUGGAUCAUGCUGAGGCUGAUAGGCAAGAGCUCCAAGAUGAACUGAGACAGGAACGAGAAGCAAGGCAAAAGUUAGAGAUGAUGAUCAAGGAAUUAAAACUUCAGAUUCAGAAGUCUUCAAAAAAUGGCAAAGGGAAAUAAAGUGCCAACAAGAAUGUAUCUGAUUUCUCAGCAGGGCUAAUAAAUUACCUGUCAAGGAGAAGCCAAGCCAUGGAGAAGCAAAGGUAUUGGAGACAAUCAUGGGGAACUUUUCCUAUGCAUGCAGCAUCAGGAUAGCAGGAGUUCACAAUUCCCAAUUAUUUCAAUGAUGUUUUGCACAAGAGAAGUUCCCAGUAGAUUGUGCCCAAUGUAUAUGUAUGCAUAUAAAUCUGUAAUAUACAUUUGUACAACUUCCAGACUGACAAAAUCUGUAUUUGUGCUGCUUUUUUUACAGUUACGAGCACCAUUGAAACUUUGUUUUACAGUGCUCAAUAUAUGCUUAUUUUACAAGCUGUCUUGAGGGCUCUAUCUAUACAUUUUAUUGAAUGCAACUCUCUUUAUUCAAAAUAUGCAGCAUCCAUAUACUUUCUUUUGCAUGCAGUCUUACAGUUCUGAAAAUCUAAAGCAAAAACAAAAAAGAGAUUGUAGACAAUUUACUCUGUUACUCUUGUUAUUUCAUUUGAUAGUUAAUGCUGCAUCAAGGAGAGAACUGUUAAUUGAAAAUUAUUAAACAUCAAACAUUUUUCUAAAUGCAGAUUUUCAUACUGUUAACUCAGCUGCUACAUGCCAGUUAUUAAUGAUUAAAUGCCAAGUGCCAAUUAUUUAGGUAACCCGUUAAAUGCUAUUAUGAAAAGGAAUUGCUGAAACAGAGUCUGAGACUUUUUACCUUUCAAAUUUACCUAUUCACUUUGGGUUCAUUAGAGACUGACAGAAAGUUUUGUGUUUGACACUAUUCUUUGAGCAUUCCCAAACACUAAUAGAAGCUUGAAUAUGUUAGACUUAUUUUGUAGAGUGACAAUUUGAACCAUCAUAUAAAUAGGUUAUUUCAUUAGCAAUAAGGUUCUCAUGUAUGGUUUUUCUUUGAGUGCAUGAAGUGGGUGCUCAUGACACUUUAUAGUAUUAAAAUGUUGAGGAGGAACAAAUGAGAGUCUGACAUUGUGAAAGUGAUGCUUACAUUUUUUAAAAGCAAGAUAAAAAAUGCUGCCUUUUUUUUAAAAAAGAAAGAAACAUAGUUAUUAAACUUUUGUUUAUUUUGAAAAUAAAUCCUAAGUUUUUUAUUGGGGUAUCUGACAUUUAGUUUGUAGUUAGUUAACAAGUAGUUCAGUUCCAGAGUUUUCUGGAUCAGAAUCUAAACAGAUGAAGUAUAUUCACAGAAGUGGAUAAAGGAAUAAAUUGAUUUUCUAAAAAUGCUCACUUAUAAAGAAUUUUAUCAGACAAAAAAUAAGGUUGGUGAAAAACUGUGCAAAUGAUUAUAUGGAACUGCUCAUGAGGCAAAAGGAAAGACAGCACCAAUUACAUAGAUGGUGUGAGGUUACUUAAAUGAACUGUCAGUGCAAAUAACUGUCUAAUUGCUCAAAUUUUACUAUAUUAAAUAUAUAUCAGUGGCUAGACAUGGGGAAAGGACAGAAAUCAUUGCCCCCAAACCCCAGGGUCCCUUUUCAGAUAACUGAACAUAAAGAACAAAAUGGCCGAUAUAUUUUACAAAAUUUAAAACUUCUCUGUCUGUCUCUAGCUAUAGGUAUUGCAUGUAACUGAUAAUGCAAGAAUGUGUAUUAGGAUACACAUUGCGAUGCAGAAAGAAAUGUGCAUAUUUACAAACAACACUGCAAAUAGUCAUUCUCAUCUAUAAGUUCAUUGUGUGAGCAACUAUAUCCUGUGUGCUGUGGAAACUUGCUACAUAUGUGGAUUUGGGACAUUUGUUUAACUCUUUUUAUGUAUAGUGUUUAUUGUUAUAUAAGGACCAUUUCACAUAACCAAAUUUGCUUUUUCUUCAUUUAUUAGUUAUUCCCAGUUAAUUAUGCUACUUUUCAACUAUUCAUUCUCCAGAGCAUAUAUAAUAUAUGAUGAAUAAGGAGGCAAUAUAAAAUGAGACUAAAACAAUUAAAAUACCUAGCAAAAGGAAAUUUUAACUGUUUCUACAAGAUCUUGUAGGGAAUCCCACAAACUAGGAGCCCCCAUUUCUUGUAGAUGACAGUAAUCUUCCUUCAUGAUGGGACCUAUAAUACUUGAUCAAUGUGUACGUGGGUGGUUCAUACAGGAGCUACUCCCUCAAAUGUUUCACGCCCGGGUAGUUUAGGGCUUUAAAGGUCAAAAACAGCACCAUGAAUUUAGCUUGGAAAUUAACUCAAGGCAAGUGGAACUCUUCCAGAAUAAUUUAAUAUACUCCCUGCGUGUGGUCCCACACAAUUAAGCUGCUUCAUUCUGAAUUAGCUGAAAUUUACAGAUUAUUUUCAAGGGCAGCUCCCUCCAAAUCACAUCACAGUGAUUCAUUCAAUAAGCUAACAGGGUGUGUAGAAGGUCAGCAAGGACCUUAUCCAGAAAGGCAUGCAUCUACUAAAGCUGGUGAAACACACUUCUGCCCUUAGCCACCACAUGAAAAUCCAGGAGCACAACCAUAUCCAGAUACUGUAAACCUUAUGUUCAAGGGUGUGUGUGAGACUCCCAUAAAACGAGUAAAUCCACAAUUUCCUGGGUUGAUCUGCCUCCCCAUUACAACUGGAUCAAUGAAAAGGUGGAGAGUGGAGUACGCCACACAGAACUUUCCCAGCAAGUUGUAUGUAGAUCUUAAAUAGCAUUUGGAAUAGAACAGAGACUCCUUGAACUCCACAAUGUAACAGCCAGGAUUGUGAGUGGGGUUCAAGAACUACUGAAACGAAGUUGUAAUUACUUCAUGCAUCCAGCUUGUGCAUCAUCCCAAACCUUUUAAAAUGGUUUGACCGGUGCUUGAGUAGCAGAUGCUAAAGUCCUGAAUUAGUAUAUUGUAAAUUAUUGAAAUGCUUUAAUUUUCUCUGCCUAAAAUAUAGAUGUUCCGCUGCUAUUAACUAGAAAAUGUCAAAUGCUGCCUAUGCCCAUAUUGUGCAUGUUCUCCGGGGUAUGGACAAUAACCAUUAACAAUCCACCUUAUUCCUUCUGAAUAAUUCGUAGUAUGUUUUUUAUGUCUAUCUGUUGUUUCAAUAACAGUGUAAUGCUGUUAAAGAAACAGUUAAAAUCUAAAUGAGAAAUAUAUUGCUCCUGUUUGGAACUUAGUGUUUCAGUAUUCUUAAUAGUGCAGUAGAGUAUAGCAGUUUGAAAUUUUGCCAUCGUAGAAUAAAUUAUGAUUUUGUUCAUCUUUAUUUACAAAACAAGCAUCUUCCAAUGCUGGUCAUGCAGGUUGCACUUGUAGGGAAAGUUUAUAUGAAAAAUGUCUGCUUUUGAAAUCUUGUUUUGUUUGCUAAAAUAUUUUUUACAACAUUUGAUACAACUGUGGGAAGAAGUAGGUUCUAGUACCACACGUGCGUGUCUUAAAAUAUCAGUGAUCCUGGGAUGAACUCAUUUCAAUCUCUGACUUGUUUACAUGUUAAAGGGUGCACUGGAGGUUGAAAAGGGUUGAGCAGGUGCUCGUGCUCAUCUUUUGUUUCCCAAAUAGGUGUAUGGCUGAAGCACUCUGAAAUUCCUGGUAUAUGUUGACAGAGAAUAUAGUAUAGUAAUAGACCUGGAAAAAAAUCCCACUGUGUGUAGUUUGUUUAUGAGUUGAAAAACAAAACUAUAUUUUGUUGCUAAUACUAUCCACAAUGCAACAUAGUUGGAGAUAAGUAUCAAUGGGCUUUUAACCCUAUCAGAAGUCUUUUUUCAAGCACUUAUAUCAACAUACGAGUGGGGCUGGGGCUGCAUCUAUAGUUCCACCCCCAAUAUCUUGAACACCGUUUAGCUGCUCCCCCCCUCUGGUGUUUACACAUUAACAGGGAGGGUGCUCUUCCAAGAACAGCUGUAUGUGCAGAGGCUUUCAAACAAGCAGGAACCCUAAAAGCAUGUUGAUGUAAGUACUUGCAGGAAUGCCUAAAAUGGCAUGAGUCUGCACUGACUUGUGGUCAUUGUCUGCUAUUGGAUGUCAGAGAUAGAGGGUACAAUUUGAUUUUGAGGUUCUGAAUUUGAAUGUCUUAUCCUAGGAGGAGGAGGAGGAAUUAAUACUUGGCUCACAAGCUGAAGCACAUUUUACUUUUCUUAACAUUGUCUCAUUUACCCCAGGGGAUAUUAUUUCAUAAAGACAUGGAAAGCAUUAACUGAUGCUACUUGUUACUGGUGAGUAGCAAUAACUGUAGUUGCAGCAGUUGGAAAAGAACCCCUGAAGUUAAGGCGAUGGCUAUCAACCAAUAACUGAGUGAACUGGUUGAUAGGACUGCUUUCAUGAGCAAUAAAUGUAAUGUUUGAACUGACCUUUGAGAGAGAGUGUGCCCAAAUAGCAAACAUUGUGUAGUUAUUAUUGGAUAUUAAAAUUCAAUUAAUGCCUGCUUUCCUGCCCUGCAAGGGAAGUCCAGGCAUAGUCUAGACCUAGUUGAGGCACCACAGUGGAAAAUCCUUUCACUUUUAAAUAGAGAGUCCUUUCUGAGUGUAACUGCAAUAAUAUGCCCAAAUUAUCCACUGUUGCUUAUGGAGAAAUGGUUUUAUAGAGUGUAUUUUAGAAUCCAAUCAGAAUUUUUAACCAUUGUGUCAUGUUUCUAUUUAGGCACGAUAUGACAAGUGUCAGCAUUUGUCUUAAAUGUAAAUGCAAGGGACAGUGUUUGUCUUAAAUGUUUCUACAGUUGCUACAAGUAUUGAAGCUGAACCAGUGCUGACAAUUCUGACUAUAUUUUAGAGAAAACCAGUUUGUAGUAGUAAUGAUAUAGUGAGACAGUGCCACUUUCAGAUUAUUUAAUUUAUUUGUAAGACCAAACCACACACUCACGUUUAAUUAAAACUCAUAAUGUAAUCUUUACAUUGAACAAUUCGUUUCAGCUUCCUUUACAUAAGACUUUUAUGUAGAUGUUAAGUAAUUAAUGCAUAGAAUUGUGCCAUAGGUGUCCAUAGCCACCAAGAGAUAGUUUUCUAGUAGAUUGUAAAUAUUCUAUGUUUUACAGCAAGUAGUUUCUUAUGUUGAUCUCUUGACAUGCUGUACUUUAUGGGUUAUUUACUCCAUUGCCUAUAUAGAUUGAAUUGCAUACAAGACUUUGCCCACUUACAGAGACCUGUGACAAAUUAUCCUGACUAUUUGAAUUUGUUCUUUUAGUCUUAGCAUGCUCCUUCUGUAUGUUAAUUAUUAGCGAACAAAAAGUCAGCUAUGUGUUGGACUUUUAGAUAGGAAGUUUGUUUCUCAAAUUGUCCUCGCCAUUAAUGCUUCUGAAAACGACUAUUUUUAAAACAACAACUGCAAUUAAGGAAUGCCUAGCAGCAUAGCUGCCAAAAAUACUUUUUCAAAAUUCUACUUCUUGGCAUCCAUAUGUCUGUUGUUUAAUUGAAGAGGGCUUUUGCCAGGGGUGCAAUUCUAACUCAGUAUAACUCAAAUGAUAUGAGGCUACUCUUAUCAAUCUAACAUAAUCCAGACAAGUACAAUGUGCCACAAGCACAAAACAAGAACCAGAAAUAUGCGCAGAGCAAAUAACUCAAGCACAAGCUCUCAUCUGCAGACUACACAUCAAGUUACAAAACAUAUGCAUAUAUGUAGUAUAUUGUCAAAUAAUAAAGCAUUUGCAAAAUGGACAUUUUUUUCAAGUCUGUCUUUAGAAGGCAGGCUAUAAAAAUUACUCAUUUUACACAUGGGGUACACUGAUGAAACGUAAUUUUCUUAUUUUCAGAGGGGUAGCUAUCUGUUGCAGCAAAACCAGCAAAUUUAUUGUGGUAUAAAAUGGCAUGGACUAGACUCCAUUUAAUCAGAUGCAUCUGAUGGAAGUUGACUCCAAUCCACAAAGGUUUGUGCCAUAAUAAAUGUGAUAGUCCUUAAGGUGCCACAAGACACCUUGAGAAUUUUCUAAAUAGUUCUAUUGGGUUCUAUUAAAUCCACACAAUUGAAAUAUUAAAUAUUGAAUCACCAAGAUGAUAAUAACUAGGUAGGCUGGGCCUACCCUUUAAAAUAAUUAGGUAUGCUCCCCCCUCCAAAAAAAAUUCCACCGUUGGGUUUUGCCCAGACUGCAACAGACUUUGCAAGAAAUGUAAUAGUGAAUUCUUACCAUUAUGGCAUCCCUAAGAAGACCCUUGAAAAUACAACCCUUUAACAUUAGACUUAAAGCUUUAGCAAAAUCUCAAAGUGUGUUUCAGACAUGUUGUGCUUUUCUUUUUGGUAGGGUUUAUAUCACUUAGCUUGAGUCUUUAAGACAAACAUAUGUAGUUAUGGGGUAUAUUUUACAUCCUUGGAUUAAUUUAAUUAUAUAUUUAAUAUAUUGAUAGUUGUAAAAUUAUUUGUACAUAGUCAAGGUAUCGUAAUGCAACUCUUGCAGUAGGCUAUGCCAUAGGAGUAUUGGUACAAUGCUGCUUAGUCCCACAUUUUUGGAGCCACAAGAGACUGUACUUCUUCCGCAUUUCCUUUAACUUCAGCUUGAAAGUGCAGAAUUUUAAAUUUUAACAGCUAUGUGGAUGGCUUACUGCUAUAGCUUUGAGGCGUUUUCAUAGGACUGUGUAGCUGACCUCAAAACACUUUCAAAGUCUGCUCCCUAAAGUUCUUUUGAUCAUUAGAAAAGCAGAAAUUUUGAUAUAUUUUUAUACAGAAAAAAAUCAUUAAGACAAAAUUUCAAAAGCCUCAUAAUAUAAUGCGACAAAAUACUUAAACACUUAACAUUCUAUGUUUGAAAUGUUUCAAUUUAUGCUGCAGCUGUAGAAUCUCUCUCUUCAGGAAGAGGCAGCUUAAUAUCUUAAUUAUGCUUUUUACAUCUUGUUCUUCAUUACAUCUGUGGUAAUGUGAGGCAGUCCAUUUUAUCCAUACAGGAAAUGUUUUGGUUAAUAUUUUCUUGCAGAUGGCCUGUAUUAUAAAAGCAAAAAUAAUACAUUUUACAGAUUGCACAAGUGUACUUCAUUGUACAUCCACAAUUUAGAGGAUAGUUUGGAUUUUACAGUGCUUCUAGCACUGUGAAACACAAUCUUAUUAUUUUAAAAAUUGAAUAUUCAAUUAAGUAUAGCAAUCCAUUUUAUUCUUCCAAAUACCUCACUUCAAGAAAAGGGAAGCACAGUUGUAAUGUAUCUAAAUCAUUCUAGUGAAUACACACAAAUUAUUGGUCUAAAUGUUCUGAUGCAGCAAUAUUGCCUUCCAGAAUAACCAGGUCUGUGCCUGCCAAAUUCUAUUUUAUGUGUAUUAAUGACGCUUUUGAAAAUAUUUGAUGCUGAAAUCUUAAUGGGUAAAAUUCAACAUAAACCUUACUUAGAGAAGAUUCAUUGAAAUAAAUGGGAAUUCAGUUAGUCAAGACUUAAGUCUCACUAAUUUCAAUGGGUCUGCUUUAAGUAGGCCUUAAGUUAAAUUUUACCCAAUAUUUCUACCAUCCAGAGGAACAUUGUGUGCUCAGUGGGGCCUUCAACAUGUUUCUUGAGUAGCAUUCCUCCAUGCUAUUUAGCAAAUACUUUUUGGAGUUUCAAAAUUGGUUUGUAAUAUGGCAUGUGGUUUGCUGUUUGUAAUUAUAUAUGCAUGCAUCCAUGCCCUGCUGGUCAUUCUCAAGCCUUUGGACAAAUUUAAAGCACCUUUCUGGAUUAUGUGACCAAAAUCUAGAAUAAUUUAUAAAAUAUGAUUUUUAAAAUGAUCAAAGGUUCGAUAAGCAAGGCAACAAGUGGAAUGACUAGAAUAAAAACAAACUCCUAAGACAAAAAGUUUGGUGCAAACCAACAGUUUUCAGUGUUUUGCCAAUGAUGUACAGUUCUACAGUUGGAGUUGCAGUGGUUGCAUUACAUGACACACAAAACUGUCCUCUACCUCAUGUGAUACAAAAACAGAUAUUUUGUAUGGUUUUAGUAAAAAAACAAAAACAAAAAAACAAGAUGCAUUUAUCUGGUCACUUAGUUUACAAAUUUUGAAUUCUAUUUAUUGAAACAUGACAUACUGUGCUCUUAGCUUAUACCUCAAUUGUAUUUUGUGCAGUUUUCCAUUUUUCAUGCAUUGUAAAUAUUCUGUAUAGAUUGUGAUCCACAUUCAAAUAAACAAUUCUAAUAUCAA
Molecule: messenger RNA, 10932 nt
Organism: Elgaria multicarinata webbii
Lineage: Eukaryota; Metazoa; Chordata; Lepidosauria; Squamata; Anguidae
Gene: SKIL
Product: SKI like proto-oncogene
Exons: 7
Coding region: 876-2951 (691 amino acids)
Biological process (GO): negative regulation of transcription by RNA polymerase II; negative regulation of BMP signaling pathway
Cellular component (GO): nucleus
Molecular function (GO): RNA polymerase II cis-regulatory region sequence-specific DNA binding; SMAD binding; DNA-binding transcription factor activity, RNA polymerase II-specific
Source: RefSeq, a predicted model, not a curated record